AUUUGAUAUUUGAAGAUAUCGGGAAGCAAGAGACUGUUUCCACUGUUGUCAAAUGGGCUCAAAGUGUAACUAACUACAUCUACAAUCAUGGUUGGGUACUGGCUGAAAUGAGGAGCAUCACGAAGGGAGAUUUGAUUCGACCGGGUAAAACUCGAUUUGCGAUAAAUCACAUUGCCAUCGACAAUAUUUUGAAGAAGAAAUCUGAUUUGAGAAAAUUGUUUACAAGUAGCGCAUGGAAUGAGAAUGCAGCGAGCAGGACCAGAGAUGGCAAAAGGAUAGAAAAAAGAGUCCUCGAUGGGACAUUUUGGGAUGGCAUGGAAGCAGUCCAUAAAAUUUAUAAGCAAUUGUAUGAGAUUCUUCGAAUUGUUGACACAGAAAUUCAGCCAACCAUGCCCAUAUUAUAUGAUAUGUUUGAAAGAGUGAAACAACAAAUAUCACAGAUGAGAGGAAAGAAAUGGGUGCUUAAAAUCAUCAAUGAUCGAUGGGAUAACACAUUAAGUCAACCAUUGCAUGCAGCAGCACAUUUCUUAAACCCAAAUUUUCAUUAUCGACAUGAUGUUGGUUAUAGCCCACGUUUCACAAACUCUCUGGCAACAGUUGUCGAACAAUUUAAUAUAAAUGGAGAAAUUGCGGAUACAUUUGUGGAUGAGGUAACUUCUUAUUGA
This is a messenger RNA of Rosa rugosa (rugosa rose), 665 nucleotides long. RefSeq lists its product as uncharacterized. The transcript is spliced from 2 exons. The record is from RefSeq and is a predicted model, not a curated record. The coding region runs from base 108 to 665 and encodes 185 amino acids. NCBI's taxonomy places the organism in Eukaryota, Viridiplantae, Streptophyta, Magnoliopsida, Rosales, Rosaceae.